Messenger RNA from Letharia columbiana, 3177 nucleotides. RefSeq lists its product as uncharacterized. Gene Ontology annotation, cellular component: GARP complex. Gene Ontology annotation, biological process: retrograde transport, endosome to Golgi. The transcript has 7 exons. The record is from RefSeq and is a predicted model, not a curated record. The coding region runs from base 1 to 3177 and encodes 1058 amino acids. NCBI's taxonomy places the organism in Eukaryota, Fungi, Ascomycota, Lecanoromycetes, Lecanorales, Parmeliaceae.
AUGUCUCCGCUCAUGAUGCUCCUCGCAUUCAUGCUUCCUCUGCUCACGACCGCUACUCAGACCCUCAAGGGGACAGACCUCCACACCCUGUUUCCCUCUGAUCCAGUGGGCGAUGUUCUCAACGUCACGCAAUGCUACUGUCAGAGUCCCGAUCCAUUAUCGCCAGAUGCUACCUUCGGCUACUACUACCUGUUCAACUACUGGAACUACCAUCUGAGCCGCAACUACUCCAUCUCAGUCAAUUGCACCUCGUCAGCGCCUCACAACUCCAAUGGUACAAAGCCCGCCAAAUGUAUGGACCACAUCAGCAAACAGAAGGAGGUCUGUACAGAAUACCUUGACGGCAACAAAUUUUGCUACAGAUUCAAAGAGGACGUGGACAAUGUCGACCAUAGCAAACCAUCAGCGAGCACAUUCGGUUUCAAUGGACAGAAGAGAAGAGUGCCGGGACAGGCUUCUGAUUUUCUGACAUUAUAUAACGUGACGCAGGACUGUGGUUUCUAUUGCAAUCAGGAGCUUGGCGGGUUGCUGACUUCUCCGACACCGGAGAGUCUCAUACCGGGGGUAGGCUCCAUGCCGCAGCUGAACGUGGACACGGCACCUCUGAGUUCCUUGGAUGCUGAAGAUUUCCAAGUAAUCCAUCAUCUAGACAACAUCUUUUCGCACCCUUCAAGCCUCUCUUCCGUCUCAAAAACCUCCAGAGCCCUACGCAUCUACCAACAUGAACUCGACCAAGAGAUCUCUGCCCAUGUGCAGCAGCAGUCGGCUUCCGAUGUCGAAAGCGUCAAGCGUAUACAGACCGCUCAGAAUGAUCUCGGCGAGCUCUUCCAGAAAGUGGAGGGAGUUCGGCAGCGAGCCAUUGAGACCGAAGGAGCGAUAACAGAGAUGACGGCCGACAUCAAACGGCUUGAUAAUACAAAGAGGAACCUUACACUUUCUAUGACGGCUCUGAAACGACUACAAAUGCUUACUACGGCCUACGAACAGCUCCGGGGACUCAGUAGCUCUCGCCAAUACCGAGAAUGUGCCCAGCUUCUACAGGCUGUGAUACAGCUCAUGGCCCACUUCAAAUCGUACCGCUCGAUCGAUCAGAUUGCUACGCUCAGCAAAAACGUGUCAGAUCUACAGAGGGAAAUGUUGGAGCAGGUUUGCGAGGACUUCGAGGUCACGUUUGCCAAGGGUGAGAUAGGACAGCGGAAAGGCAUGCUGGCGGAGGCUUGCUCGGUCAUGGAUGCUUUGGGGGAAAACGCCCGAGCGAGGCUCAUAACAUGGUAUUGCAACACGCAGCUACGAGAAUAUCGACAAUUGUUCAGAGGCAGUGAGGAGGCAGGGUCAUUGGACAACAUCUCGAGAAGAUAUUCCUGGUUCAAGAGAUUGCUCAAAACCUACGAUGACGAGCAUGCGGCCAUGUUUCCUCCGUUUUGGCGUGUCAACGAGCUGUUGGCCAAUGCCUUUUGUGAGACUACAAGAGAGGACUUCAGGGGCAUAUUGCAGAAGUCCAUGCGGAGAGCAGACGGGCAGACAUUGGAUGUGGACCUUCUGCUUUCUUGUCUUCAGGAGACUUUGGACUUCGAGCAUGGCCUUGAGCGACGGUUCACUAGUACAUCUCGCGCCUCUAUGGACACCUUGAGCUCGAACGACGAGAAAUCGCCAAUUUUCAGUCAGGCCAUCUCCGAGGCUUUCGAACCUUAUCUAAGCCUAUGGGUAGAAUCACAGGACAAGCAUCUCUCUACAAUGAUCCCGAAGUAUCGUGCUCAACCACCACGACAGCCGGACGAGGACUUCUCUCCACAGAUGGUUAUAUCGUCAUCCACUGAGUUGUUCAGCUUCUAUAGGUUGACGUUAGCUCAAUGUGCUAAGCUGUCUUCUGGUGCAAGACUUGUAGAGUUGACAAAGGUAUUCGCCAAAUAUCUAGAUCAGUACGCGCAACAAAUCCUUCUCUAUUACAUCAGCGAACGUCCGAGUGGGCAAACGCCGUCAAGGACGCCACAGAUCGAGGACAUUGUACUUGUCCUGAAUACUGCGGACUACUGCUUCAACACUAGUACACAACUCGAAGAAAAGAUCAAAAGUCGCAUUGACCAUGAUCUGAAAACUAGUAUUGAUCUUCAGAGUCAGGCAGAUGCUUUUAUGGGCAUCGCAAGUGCAACGGUCCGUGCCCUGGUACGCAAGGUGGAACUCGACAUUGAGCCCACAUGGCGAGAGAUGCGCAACACUGGGUGGAGCAAAAUGGAGAGCGUUGGAGAUCAGAGCUCGUAUGUCGCCGAGAUGCUUCAACGGGUUAAGUCAAGAGCCGGAGAAAUUCUGGGCAUGCUACAUAAGCAGCAAUACGCGAGGGCGUUCUGCGAUAACGUCGUUGAGCUGACAGCGAAUGCUUAUGUCGCCAACAUCUUCCAGUGCAAGCCUAUCUCGGAAGUCGGCGCUGAACAGAUGCUGCUAGACAUCUACGUCCUGAAGAAAGGCUUUGAAGACUUACUCACCUCCAACUCGCCGCCAAAGACAGCGGCUCCAUCUAGUUAUAUCAAGCGCGUCUCGCAAGCUAUGUCCCGCGUCGACCCUAUCCUGAAGACGCUGCAAGUGCGUCCCUCCCCACCGGAAGCGCUUGUUCAAGCGUACCUCAUCCACAUUGCCGACAAAUCCGAUGCCAACUUCCGCAAGAUACUCGAUCUCAAAGGCAUCCGAAAGCCAGACCAAGCGCAUUUAGUCGAGCUAUUCCAAGCUCAUCGCGCCUCUCCAAGGAACGAGGACCUUCAGCAGUCGUCCCCGCUUCUCACCCCCUUAGUGGUCGGAGGGGGUAGCGGUAGUGUUGGCGGAGGCGUUCCCAUCCCUACAGGCAUUGGCUCACUCUCCUCUGCUGCAAGCCUGAGCACCUCGAAUCUACCUGGCCGCUUUGAUCCCUCUACUUUUGGCAGUGCAAUCAUGACGGCUGCUAGAGACGGUGUAGACCGCUUUGGCACUCCGGCCUUAGGCUCGAGCAUGUUGAGUACGCCCGCUGAUUCAAGAAUGGCGAGUCCGCCGCCGCAAAAUCGCCGACCACAGUCUCCUGAUGGUGGGAGAGAAGCUAUUGCACCCGGAAAUCUGAACGAAAAUUUGAGGAAUAUCGGGAAGUUUUUUAAAAGGGACUUGACUGGAUUCGGUGGCCGUUUUGGAGCAGCAAAGGGUGUCGAAGAUGGGUAG